AGGGAGUUGUUGAUCAAUGAGCCAAUGGUGGGUUUCAAGGGGCGGCUGUUUUUCAUACAGUACCUACCCAAGAAGCCCACCAAGUGGGGCAUGAAGGCCUAUGUCUUAGCUGACAGCUGUACGGGAUACGUAUACAACUGGAGGCUGUACACGGGAAAGAUGAAUCGUUGGAUCUGGGAUAGCGCAUGCAAUUGUUGUGGUAUUGCUGAAAGGCCUGGAGGGCAGAGGUCACCAUGUGUACACGAACAACUACUACAGUGGUCAUGCUCUCUUCUCCGAACUACGUGACCUUGGAUUUGGGGCAUGUGGAACUGUCUGAGUCAAUCGUCGCGGGCUGCCACCUGAGAUGAAGACAACACUUGCAAAUGGGAGAUACCAUUUCAGCGCAGGUGGACGAAUCAAUGAUGGCUCUCAAGAGGAUGGACAAAAGGCCAGUGUCAAUGCUCAGCACCAUCCACGACAACUCCAUGACAACAAAGGUUCGCCGCACACGUCGGGCUGUGGGAGGGCAAGAAAAACUCAGAAAACCAGUUGUCGUGGAGCAGUACAACAAGUACAUGGGUGGAGUGGAUCGUUCCGACCAGCUCCUUUCCUACUGUGACUUUAGCCACAGGACAGUGAAGUGGUGGAAA
Molecule: messenger RNA, 632 nt
Organism: Geodia barretti
Lineage: Eukaryota; Metazoa; Porifera; Demospongiae; Tetractinellida; Geodiidae
Source: the annotation of a GenBank genome assembly